Molecule: messenger RNA, 1707 nt
Organism: Cordyceps militaris CM01
Lineage: Eukaryota; Fungi; Ascomycota; Sordariomycetes; Hypocreales; Cordycipitaceae
Product: bicyclomycin resistance protein, putative
Exons: 3
Coding region: 1-1707 (568 amino acids)
Biological process (GO): transmembrane transport
Molecular function (GO): transmembrane transporter activity
Source: RefSeq, a predicted model, not a curated record
AUGGCUACCAGCACUGAUGCGGCCCCGGCCGAGAAGCGCCGCCUUCAGCCGUCCGCCGCGGAGCUCACCACCAGCAGCGAUGACUCUGCCACUGAGGUGAACCUCGAUGAGAAACCAGCUCCUCCUCUCCACGACACGAUAGGCGGCAAUACCCUCAAAGCAGCCGUCGAGCCCGUAACGUACGUGGAAAGCGUCCCAACCGGCGUCAACGCCGACAACAUUGUCUUCUGGGACGGCGACGAUGACCCGCACAAUCCCUACAACUGGAAGAGCUGGGUCAAGGUGUUCAACUGCGUGCUUAUAAGCGCCCUAACCUUUGUCACGCCUCUUGCCUCGUCCAUGUUUGCGCCUGGCGUGCCCAGCUUGAUGCGCGAGUUCAAGUCGUCGAGCGCCGAACUCGCCGCCUUUUGCGUCUCCGUCUACAUUCUCGGCUUCGCCGCCGGUCCCAUGAUUUUCGCGCCUCUCUCGGAGCUCUACGGCCGCACGCGCGUCUACCACAUUGCCAACGUCGGCUUCAUCGGUCCGUCCCUCUCUCACCCACACCUCUCCACAAACACUAACAAAAACCACACAGCAUUCAUCAUUGGCUGCGCCCUCGCGCCCUCGCUCAACGCCCUCAUCGUCUUCCGCUUCCUCUCCGGCGUCUUUGGUUCCUGCCCCAUCACCAACGGCGGCGGCUCCAUCUCCGACAUGAUUAUCCAGCAGAAGCGCGGCGCCGCCAUGGCCGGCUUCUCCGUCGGCCCGCUGCUCGGGCCCAUCAUCGGCCCCGUCAUCGGCGGCGUCGUCGCCGCCAAGCUCUCCUGGCGGUGGGUGUUUUGGAUCCUCGCCAUCCUGUCGGGCGUCCUCUCCGCGCUCUUCUUCUUCCUGUCCCGCGAGACGUAUGCGCCCGUGCUCCUGCAGCGGAAAACCGAGCGCCUGCGCAAAGAGACGGGCAACGCGGCGCUCCGCUCCAAGCUCGACGCCGGACUCACCCCGCGCGCGCUCUUUACCCGCGCCAUUCUCCGGCCGUUUAAGCUCCUCGCCUUCUCCCCCAUCUGCACCAUCUGCAACAUCUUUGUCGGCGUCGCGUACGGAUACCUGUACAUUAUGUUUACCAGCAUCACGCCCCUGUUUCAGCAGCAGUACGGCUUUGACAGCAUCCACGCCGGGCUGGCGUUUCUGGGCCUCGGUGUCGGAUCCAUGGCUGGCGUCGCGUACUUUUCCGUGGCGAGCGAUCGGUACAUCAAGAAGAAGGCGGCCGAGACGGGCGACGCCGACGUGGAUGAGGAAAUGGCGCGCAGACCGAGCGCCGUCGGCUCCGUCAAGCCCGAGUACCGCCUCCCGCCGCUGCGAGCCGGCGCCGUGCUGCUCCCCGUCGGCUUGUUCAUCUACGGCUGGACGGCCCAGUACAAGGUCCACUGGAUCGUGCCCAUUAUCGGCACCGCCAUCAUGGGCAUUGGCAACUUGAUCAUCUUCAUGUCAUUACAACUGUACCUCGUCGACACCUUUACCAUUUACGCCGCCUCCGCCCUGGCCGCCAACUCGGUCGUGCGCUCCCUGCUCGGCGCCAUCCUGCCGCUGGCCGGCGGGCCCAUGUACGCCAAGCUCGGUCUGGGCUGGGGCAACAGCUUGCUGGCCUUUAUCGCCGUGGCCCUGAUUCCCGUGCCGUGGUUGUUUAUGCGGUACGGCGAGUUCCUGCGCAAGAGAUUUGCGAUUGAGAACCUCUGA